CUCUCCACCAACUGCCCAGGAGAGAGCAGCUGCUUUCUGUCUGCCUGAAAACGACGGACAGACUCACAGACAGCCAUCAUCUCAGCCUGCCAACUAGCCAGCCUGGCCUCUUCCCCUCCCCAGGCAUAGCCACCAUGCGGCCACUGUGGCUCCUCGCGUCUCUGCUGGCCCUGAGCCAGGCUCUGCCCUUUGAACAGAAGGGUUUCUGGGACUUCACCCUGGAUGACGGGCUGCUCAUGAUGAACGACGAGGAGGCUUCAGGCGCUGACACGACCUCAGGCGUCCCAGAUCUGGACUCUCUCACACCCACCUUCAGCACCAUGUGUCCUUUCGGCUGUCACUGCCACCUGCGGGUUGUUCAGUGCUCUGACCUGGGUCUGAAGUCUGUGCCCAAAGAGAUCUCACCUGACACCACACUGCUGGACCUGCAGAACAACGACAUCACUGAGCUGCGCAAGGAUGACUUCAAAGGCCUUCAGCACCUCUACGCCCUCGUCCUGGUGAACAACAAGAUCUCCAAGAUCCAUGAGAAGGCCUUCAGCCCCCUGCGGAAGCUGCAGAAGCUCUACAUCUCCAAGAACAACCUGGUGGAGAUUCCUCCCAACCUGCCUGGCUCCCUGGUGGAGCUGCGCAUCCACGACAACCAUAUCCGCAGGGUGCCCAAGGGUGUGUUCAGUGGGCUCCGCAGCAUGAACUGCAUUGAGAUGGGCGGGAACCCCCUGGAGAACAGUGGCUUUGAACCUGGAGCCUUUGAUGGCCUGAAGCUCAACUACCUGCGCAUCUCAGAGGCCAAGCUUACCGGCAUCCCCAAAGACCUCCCCGAGACCCUGAAUGAGCUCCAUCUGGACCACAACAAGAUCCAGGCUAUAGAGCUGGAGGACCUGCUCCGCUACUCCAAGCUGUACAGGCUGGGCCUGGGCCACAACCAGAUCCGGAUGAUCGAGAAUGGUAGCCUGAGUUUCCUGCCCACCCUUCGGGAGCUGCACUUGGACAACAACAAGCUGUCCAGAGUGCCCGCUGGGCUCCCGGACCUCAAGCUUCUGCAGGUGGUCUACCUGCAUUCCAACAACAUCACCAAAGUGGGCGUCAAUGACUUCUGCCCUGUGGGCUUUGGGGUGAAGCGGGCCUACUACAAUGGCAUCAGCCUCUUCAACAACCCCGUGCCGUACUGGGAGGUGCAGCCAGCCACCUUCCGCUGCGUCACCGACCGCCUGGCCAUCCAGUUUGGCAACUACAAAAAGUAGAGGCAGCUGCAGCUACCAUGAUGGCCUUGGUGGGGGUUUCUGGGGAACACAGCCAGAUGUCCUGAAGGGGGGAAAGUGAGAGAGCAAAGCCUGUGCCUGGCUGCAUCCAACCCAGCCCCCCACCUUUGGUCCCUGACCCCAACUCGCCACCCACCACGAUCUCUCCCUGGCUGUCAAAUCCACAGGUAGGCACAAGGCCCAGCCCCCGCCACACACCCCUCGGCUUCAGAGCUGCCCCUGCCACCCCCAUGGCCACUUAGAGGCACCCUAUGAAGCUUUCUUCUUAUCCACUCAAAAGCCCAGUUGUGCAAGUUCCAGUCCUACGAAAGUGACCCUGCCAUCUAUGGGACGGGAGAGCUCACAGGAAUGGAGACAGUGGAUUCUUCCAAGGCCGGGCUUUCCUCCUCUUCACCCACUUCCAGCUUUCCAGCCCCCCUCAGCCCUGCUUUCCCCAGAACACCCAUGCUUCCACUCAGCCACCUUGUUCUACUGGCCCUCAGGGACCAAUUAUCUCUCUCUCUUUCUCUGUCUCUCUCUCUCUCCCCACCUACCCCAUCUCUGUGUCUGUCUGCCUGUCUCUCUCCCUCUCUGUGUCUGUCUUAUGCUUCCUCAGAUCUUUCUCCCUUCUGGGCUUGGUGACCUAUCCCCUCCACCUUUCUGGACCUGUCUCUAGCUCCCACUAUGCACAUACACAUACACCCUGACCCUCUGCCUAGGGCUGGGCCCGCUUUCUGUCUCACUGGCCUCUGGCCAGCUCCUGCCCAAGCAACCUUGGGGAAGCUGCCUCCCAAGCCUGCCCUGCCCAGGCCUUGCCCCCAAGCCUGGACGGCCCUGGAGGAGGCCCAGCCCCCUGCCCCACUAUUGAGAGGGAAGCCUUAGGCCUGUUGGAUCCUGGGACUUCCUGCCCCUGGGAGAGGCCCAGCAACCCACCAAAGUCCCAUGCACCCCCAUGAUGGCUGGCCUCCCCUAUCCCCUGCCUUCUGGUCCCUACUGUGCUGGGGAGUGUGGGUGGUCACACCCAGUGCAAGGAGGGGCUGCUUCUGAGGUCAACUGUUAUCUUUCAAUUAAAGAAAUACUGUGCAAUA
Molecule: messenger RNA, 2329 nt
Organism: Microcebus murinus (gray mouse lemur)
Lineage: Eukaryota; Metazoa; Chordata; Mammalia; Primates; Cheirogaleidae
Gene: BGN
Product: biglycan
Molecular function (GO): protein binding
Source: RefSeq, a predicted model, not a curated record